Adelges cooleyi (spruce gall adelgid) is the source of this 1261-nucleotide messenger RNA. RefSeq names its product RNA-binding protein NOB1. The record is from RefSeq and is a predicted model, not a curated record. Bases 160 to 1203 code for a protein of 347 amino acids. Lineage: Eukaryota; Metazoa; Arthropoda; Insecta; Hemiptera; Adelgidae. Gene Ontology annotation, cellular component: preribosome, small subunit precursor. Gene Ontology annotation, biological process: maturation of SSU-rRNA; ribosomal small subunit biogenesis. Gene Ontology annotation, molecular function: RNA endonuclease activity. The transcript has a single exon.
CAUUAGCUGUUGACUGUUGUUGUGAUUUCUAGAAAUUGUUUAAACUUAUAUACACGUGUUAGUUGUCCGAAUUUAAAAGUUUAAUUUAAUAAUUUUUAAAAUUAAAUUUUAGUUUUAUAUAAAGUGUUGCGCUUAUUAUUGUUGAUUGCUUAAAUCAACAUGAAAGAUAAAAUCGAACAUUUGAUAGUUGAUACAGCUGGAUUUAUCGAUAAAGCGCCUUUGCAAGACUUCGGCACAAAUAUCUAUACAAUACAAGAAGUAGUAAAUGAAGUGACAAAUAAACGGCAGAAAACUGACUUGUCCGUAUUACCAUACAGUCUAAAUAUUUCUACAGUUUUUCCUGAAAAUAUUCAGUUUGUAAUUGAUUUUUCCAAGAAAACUGGUGACUUUCCCAAUCUCUCAGUCACCGAUAUAAAAGUAAUCGCAUUGACUUUUCAAAUACAUAAAGAGAAUUAUGGCGUCGAUGGUUUAAAAGAUGAACCCGAUUCCAAAUCUGUUGUGUUCGACAAGCCAGCCUCAAACGAUAAUAAAUUGAUUGGUUUUUAUGACCCAGAUGAACUCUGUAACGACAUUUCAGAACUGGACUUGGACGACGAAGGGUGGAUAACAGAAGAUAAUAUAAAAGAUAUAAACAAUGAUGACAAUUCUAUCAACGAAGAAAUUUCUAAAGUCGGCUGCAUAACUACCGAUUAUGCAAUGCAAAAUGUUCUCAAGCAGAUUGGUCUUGCUAUAGUUUCUUUUGAUGGUCGGAUAAUCAAGGAAGUCAGAACGUAUAUACGGCGCUGCUACGGGUGUUUUACGCUCACCUCAAAUAUGACCCGCAUGUUUUGUCCGAAAUGUGGAAACAAAAGUUUGAAGCGUGUAGCAGUAUAUAUAGAUGAAAAUGGGAAACAAUGCAUUUACAUCAAUGGAAAACGACCUAUAAAUAUAAAAGGUAGAAAAUAUUCAUUGCCUAAGCCACAAGGCGGAAAGCAUGCGGUGAAUCCAAGACUUGUCGAAGAUCAGCCAAUGCCACAUCAACGACCAUCAAGACUAGCUAAAACGAAAACUAACGCUUUAGAUCCAGAUUAUACAGCUAGGCUAUCUCCAUUUGCUACUAGAGACGUAUAUUCCAAAUCUGCAAUGUUAGGCUUCAAAGGUUCUGUUCAAAAGCAAUGGAUGAAAAGAAAUCCUAACGAAGCAAACAAAAAAUGUAAAAAGUAACUAAAAUCUGUUUUUAACAUAAGAUCUUAAAUAAAUAUAUUAAAUAUUUAACUUAGUA